Diabrotica balteata is the source of this 810-nucleotide messenger RNA. Lineage: Eukaryota; Metazoa; Arthropoda; Insecta; Coleoptera; Chrysomelidae. The record is from the annotation of a GenBank genome assembly.
AUGAAGUAUCUCCCAUAUAAAAUAUUAUUAAUUUGUUUUUUAAAUUACGGUUUAUCUGCAUUUGCUUUUGGACCGGAUCAAUGCAUAAGUAUUUGUAAAAGUGCAAAAUUACCCACUUUAGAACUGGAUUUCUAUGAACAAGUAGUUUGCCAAAGGGGGUGCAGAUUUUUUAACAUUAUCAAGUACAAAGAUGUACCCAACAUAAAUCAAACAAGGAAAGAAUGCCACAUCUCAUGUGAAGAAUCAUAUAUUGUUAAAGAGGAGAAGGAUAUAUGCCAGAAAGGAUGUAAUUUGAUGGCAAGAGAACAAGAGACCUUUAUAUCCGCUUUCAUUAUUGAAACAGAAAACAGCAUUGUUUUGGCGAGUCCAGACAGGGAAAUCGAAUUGGAUUUACUUUCUGACCCUAGCAUAAAGAGCCAGCUGGAAAUUGGUUUCAAUAUUGACUACAAGAUUCCCGCAACUAACAUACGGACAAUGCCCAUAGAAAUAGAAGAAGAGUUUAAAGUGAAGGAAACUGGAGAUUGGUUGGACUGUGCUUCUCGGAAUUCUGGAAUACCAAGAUGGAUACUUCUAUCGGCCAUAUUAACUGCUGUCUUGAUUGCUCUUUGGCUCAGUUUUUCAUCGGAAAAGAGAAGCGGCUCUGAAGAUGACAUGCAUGAAAUCGAUAUUCCUGACGAUAAAUUGAUUUUAACCAAUGACGAGUUACCUUUAGUUAAAGAUGAAACCAUUCUCUAUUUUGGACCUGUAGUUUCUGACGUAAUUAACAAAGAAGCGCCGCCCAAAUACACCGCUAGGAGUGAAGAAGUUUAA